Molecule: messenger RNA, 1984 nt
Organism: Myotis lucifugus (little brown bat)
Lineage: Eukaryota; Metazoa; Chordata; Mammalia; Chiroptera; Vespertilionidae
Gene: RABL3
Product: RAB, member of RAS oncogene family like 3
Exons: 8
Coding region: 50-760 (236 amino acids)
Biological process (GO): intracellular protein transport
Cellular component (GO): endomembrane system
Molecular function (GO): GTPase activity
Source: RefSeq, a predicted model, not a curated record
AUUGGCUUAAAAUCAGGAACAGGCGUGAACCCCGGAAGGCAGUGGCAAGAUGGCGUCCCUGGAUCGGGUAAAGGUCCUGGUGUUGGGAGACUCAGGUGUUGGGAAAUCUUCACUAGUUCAUCUUCUAUGCCAAAAUCAAGUGCUGGGAAAUCCAUCAUGGACUGUGGGCUGCUCGGUAGAUGUCAGAGUUCAUGACUACAAAGAAGGAACCCCAGUAGAGAAGACCUACUAUAUAGAAUUAUGGGAUGUUGGAGGUUCUGUGGGCAGUGCCAGCAGUGUGAAGAGCACAAGAGCAGUAUUCUACAACUCUAUCAAUGGUAUUAUUUUAGUACAUGACUUAACAAAUAAGAAGUCAUCCCAAAACUUGUAUCGUUGGUCAUCGGAAGCUCUCAACAAGGAUUUGGUGCCAACCGGAGUCUUGGUAACAAAUGGGGAUUAUGACCAGGAACAGUUUGCUGAGAACCAAAUCCCACUCUUGGUAAUAGGGACUAAACUGGAUCAGAUUCAUGAAACCAAGCGCCAUGAAGUUUUAACUAGGACUGCUUUCCUGGCUGAGGAUUUCAAUGCAGAAGAGAUUAAUUUGGAUUGCACAAAUCCACGGUACUUAGCUGCUGGUUCUUCUAAUGCUGUCAAGCUCAGUAGGUUUUUUGAUAAGGUCAUAGAAAAGAGAUACUUUUUAAGAGACAGUAAUCAGACUCCAGGCUUUCCUGAUCGAAAGAGGUUUUGGGGAGGAACAUUGAAGGGCCUUCAUUACGACUGAAUUAUGUGCAUCCUUUGGAAGAGUGAGAAAGCAGUGGCAAUUUUUCACAGCAUUCUUCUGGCUGUGUCAAUUAUUAAUGUCUCAGCCUUUUAAUGAAAUCAUCUUAAAAUGCCACCCUUCACCCUCACCCUUUAAUGGAAAACUAAAAGGAACUGACAGUGCGGGAGGUCUGAACUUUGUCCCCAUUCUCUCUGUUCCUCACCUUUCUGUCCCUGUUUAUAGAUUAUGUAAAAGCCUUAUGGAAAUAUGAGAUGUUGUCAAAAUGAUGCAGUAAAUGAGCAGUGACAGAGUGCUGCAGAGAAAAUUUACUCCUGCCUAGAACUGGAGCGUUUUUGGGUCUGUAAUUUUCCCACACUCCUUGCUGAAGGCUUAAUUAAGCACUUCAAAAAUGUAUCUCUAUUGUUUUACCUUCUGGAGGGGAAAGGUUAUGUUAACCAGCCCUGAGUUGUCUACCCCAAACAAUCUUUGUCAUUUUCAAAGAAGCAAAAUUGUGUUAUUUAAUUAUCUCCACCCUCAUCACACACAAGGAUACCUAAUAAUAGCAACCCUUGUUCCCUCUCCUCUCCUUUGAAAAUGGUUCAGUGGCUGGAAGAGGAGGACUAAUGGCUGGAGUUAAAUAUAAAUAGAUUAAUAAUACAUAGAGAACAGCAGUACCAGAAGAGAAGAAUUCUGCAAGAAAUUGACAGCUCACUAAAUCCUUCACUCUUUAGGUAAAGCUGUCUGCACGAUCACUGUUACCUGUUUGGAAAUGGGUAAGGUGAAAUCUAAGACCUGCACAAAGGCAGUAAGAAAGAUUUGUAGCCUCUUCGGGUUUGCUUGUUUUUUAAAGGAAAAGUUAACUCCUGAAAUGUCUCUUAACUAUAGUCUAUAAACUAAGAAUAUUAUUCUUUGUGUCAACAAUGUAUUUAUGGAGAGAAGUAAAAAUAAGUUCCAUAGCAACACAUUUACAUGAAUUAUAAAUUAGAAUUCUUGGAUUUCAUAAGCCAGAAUUUUGGGGUGGUGGUGUGUGUAUAUGCAUAAUUGUUUGUCACUUUUUUUACCCAUCUUUUUUGCUUCUUUAAUUCUCUCUGCCCUGGUUGUUCUUAAAUAUAUAAACCUGGUUUACAAAAACUGUAAUUUGCUGCCUUAUUCAACACCUUUUCACCCGCAUUCUGGCUCUGGCUCUGAUGCGGGACUCUGCACUCCUGAUUUUACUCUAUAUUAAAAUAUAAUAAUAAUAUUAAA